AUGGUGUUCUAUAGGAGUGUUUCGCUGCUCUCUAAGCUAAGUAAUCGUGCUGUAAGUGUUCAACAGCCGAGUCUGAGCAAUUCAGUCAGGUGGCUUCAAAUUCAGACCUCCUCUGACCUCGACCUUCGUGCACAGCUCAAGGAAUUAAUUCCAGAACAACAGGAGCGUCUGAAAAAGAUCAAGUCAGAAUAUGGAAAAGUUCAAUUGGGUAACAUUACUGUUGAUAUGGUACUUGGUGGAAUGAGAGGAAUGAUAGGUCUCCUAUGGGAAAUAUCCUUACUUGAUCCAGAUGAGGGAAUUCGGUUUCGGGGUCUCUCCAUACCUGAAUGCCAGAAGGUAUUGCCAGCAGCAAAACCUGGUGGAGAGCCGUUACUUGAGGGUCUUCUUUGGCUUCUUUUGACUGGAAAGGUACCAACAACAGAACAAGUGAAUGCUUUGUCCAAAGAAUUACGCACUCGUGCCAUUAUCCCAGAUCAUGUGUAUAAAGCCAUCAAUGCAUUACCUAUAACAGCUCAUUCAAUGACUCAGUUUACAACUAGUGUCAUGGCUCUUCAGGUACAAAGUGAAUUUGCAAAAGCUUAUGAGAGUGGAAUCCAUAAAUCCAAAUACUGGGAGCCAACAUUUGAGGACUCUCUUUCAUUGAUUGCUCAACUGCCAGUUGUAGCUGCAUAUAUAUACCGUAGGAUAUAUAAAAAUGGAGAAGUUGUGGCAGCAGAUGAGUCGUUAGAUUAUGGUGCAAAUUUUGCACAUAUGCUUGGAUUUGAUAGUCCAGCCAUGCAAGAGCUUAUGAGGCUUUAUGUCACUAUCCAUACUGACCAUGAAGGUGGAAAUGUCAGUGCUCAUACUGGACAUCUUGUUGCUAGUGCUCUUUCGGAUCCAUACCUCUCAUUUGCUGUAGCAUUAAAUGGUGUAGUUGGACCCCUCCAUGGUUUGGCUAAUCAGGAGGUUUUGCUUUGGAUAAAGUCAGUGGUGGAUGAAUGUGGAGAGAACAUAACCAAGGAUCAAUUGAAAGACUAUGUUUGGAAAACCUUGAAUAGUGGGAAGGUUGUUCCAGGAUUUGGGCAUGGAGUUUUAAGGAAAACGGAUCCCAGAUACAUGUGUCAAAGAGAAUUUGCAUUAAAGCACUUGCCUGCUGAUCCUCUUUUCCAGCUGGUUUCAAAGCUUUAUGAAGUGGUGCCUCCGAUCUUAACAGAACUUGGCAAGGUGAAAAACCCUUGGCCCAAUGUUGAUGCUCACAGUGGGGUGUUGCUUAACUAUUACGGUUUAACUGAAGCAAGAUAUUACACUGUUCUGUUUGGUGUAUCCAGAUCCAUUGGAAUCUGUUCACAACUGAUAUGGGACAGAGCACUUGGGUUGCCACUUGAGAGACCAAAAAGUGUUACAAUGGAAUGGCUUGAAAAACACUGCAACAAAUCUGCAUAA
This is a messenger RNA of Lactuca sativa (garden lettuce), 1422 nucleotides long. RefSeq names its product citrate synthase, mitochondrial. Gene Ontology annotation, cellular component: mitochondrial matrix. Gene Ontology annotation, biological process: tricarboxylic acid cycle; carbohydrate metabolic process; citrate metabolic process. The record is from RefSeq and is a predicted model, not a curated record. Lineage: Eukaryota; Viridiplantae; Streptophyta; Magnoliopsida; Asterales; Asteraceae.